Molecule: messenger RNA, 259 nt
Organism: Symbiodinium pilosum
Lineage: Eukaryota; Dinophyceae; Suessiales; Symbiodiniaceae
Source: the annotation of a GenBank genome assembly
GCAGGUCAUCGUCUUCCCACGGCGCACCCUCUUCGAACAAAGCUUCGAUGUAUCCCAGCUUCAGGUUUCUGGUCACGAGACCCUUGGCUGGUGGGUUGUGGCCAAGGGUGCCACCGACCUCGACGAACGCAGCGCGCUGGAACAGCUGUCCGGGGCCGCUCUGGACAAGCGAGGGCACCAGAAGGUCAUCCAGAUUCUGGAGUGGGUCGGCUGGGCCGUCCACGAGGAUGCCAAGGCGUACCAUAAGAGCGAUGGCUGA